Messenger RNA from Lethenteron reissneri (Far Eastern brook lamprey), 1790 nucleotides. RefSeq names its product malate dehydrogenase 1 (gene MDH1). The record is from RefSeq and is a predicted model, not a curated record. Lineage: Eukaryota; Metazoa; Chordata; Hyperoartia; Petromyzontiformes; Petromyzontidae. Gene Ontology annotation, molecular function: L-malate dehydrogenase (NAD+) activity. Gene Ontology annotation, biological process: malate metabolic process.
GCGCGCCGGAACUACAAGGACUCUUUGCGGAGCGCGCACGCGUACACCUUCGCACGCACCGCGGCCACCGUCCUCAGUCGCCCUUGGUCCGCAGUCGUGCCGAGUCGCAUACUCCAACUCUUCCUCCUCCUACAGCAGCAAUGACGGGCAUUGUGAAGGUUCUGGUGACGGGCGCUGCCGGGCAGAUCGCCUACUCCCUCCUGUACAGCAUUGCCAGUGGCAAUGUCUUCGGCAAGGAUCAGCCCAUUUCCCUGGUGCUGCUGGACAUCACGCCCAUGCUCGGCGUGCUCGAGGGAGUGGUGAUGGAGCUGCAGGACUGUGCCCUGCCCCUCCUCAAGGAGGUGAUCGCCACCGACAAAGAGGAGGUGGCCUUCAAGGACCUGGACGCGGCCAUCCUGGUGGGUUCCAUGCCGCGGCGCGAGGGCAUGGAGCGCAAGGACCUCCUCAAGGCCAACGUCCGGAUCUUCAAGUCGCAGGGCGCUGCGCUCAACAAGUACUCCAAGAAAACCGUCAAGGUGCUGGUGGUGGGAAACCCGGCGAACACCAACUGCCUGAUCGCCCUGAAGUCCGCGCUCACCAUCCCCAGGGAGAACUUCACAUGCCUCACUCGCCUGGACCACAACCGCGCCGUGUCGCAGGUGGCUAUACGUGUCGGCGUUGACGCGGCUGCCGUCAAGAAGGCCAUCAUCUGGGGCAACCACUCGUCCACGCAGUACCCGGACGUCCACCACGCCACCGUGAACGUCGGCGGACAGGAGCUGCCCGUCUUCCAGGCCGUGAAGGAUGAUGCAUGGCUCAAGGGCGACUUCAUUUCGACGGUGCAACAGCGUGGUGCAGCGGUGAUCAAGGCGCGCAAGCUUUCCAGCGCCAUGUCGGCCGCCAAGGCCAUCUGCGACCACAUGCGCAGCUUCUGGCACGGCACUGCUGAGGGUGACUGGGUGUCCAUGGGCGUGGUUUCCGACGGCAACAGCUACGGGAUCCCCGCCGACCUCAUCUACUCCUUCCCGGUCGUCAUCAAGAACAAGAGCUGGAAGAUCGUGGACGGACUCGACAUCAACGACUUCUCCCGCGAGAAGAUGCUGCAAACCGCCAAGGAGCUGGUGGAGGAGCGCGACAUGGCCCUGGAGUUCGUGUCUGAAAGUGCGUGAACGAGCGCCACGUAAAAACAAAGCAAACCCUGCCCCCCGCACCCCUCCCCUCGAUUCCCGCUGAUGCCUCCCACAAACCCCCUCUGCCCACCUCGCACCCUCCCCAACGGUCGUGGCGAUGAAGCGUAUCCGGUGGUACCACCUGAAGCACGGACAAAGCGUGUGGUGUACGUUCGUAAUGUGUGAAUUGAGGAUAUAGGGAACUGAGAGAAAUGGUUGAUUGAUGCGCCAUAGGAUAUUAGCAGUACAGAUUAACGCUUGAUAUCGUAGUCACGCACAGUGCAGUGAGCCCCAUAGUCGCUGCCACUGUAGAAUGUCCCCUGCACUUCCGAUCUUGCUGAAUGUACAACCACGGUGGUGAACACUCAAACGGAAGCAUGAACCAACUGGUACGCUAUAACAGUGACUGAACACACAGACGUAUGUAUGUUUAACUUCUUUUGCACCGUACGUAGCCAACCGUGCUAAUCGGAGGUUCGUAUGCGUAUACAUUUCCCUCGCAUUCUCUUGAAGUUUCGUAGCGUACUCUUAAGAUAAAUGAAGCUGUCGGCAUGUCUCCGAGUCUCCUCGAAUCCACAGAUUUCAGCCUGUAAUAGGAAUGGCUUGCACUUCAUGACAUACAAUAAAUGUGUGAUCAGUGUC